GUUGUCGUGGUUGCGCGCUUUUAUGUUUUGAAAGUUCGGUUUUUGCCAUUGCACACACCACAGGGAUUUGAAAGCUAGGGAAUAAGGUUCUCCAUAUUUUUUUUGGAAUCCAAACAAAAACAAAGCUAGCCUAGGCUCCCCUCAAUUGGUGGCGGCGGUCACGACGACGACGACGGUGGUGACGACGACCUCGCAACCCAAAAUUUUCCCUGUUUCCCUUUCGACUGAUAAGUAUUGUUGUGCCGAGGCGAAACGAAACGGUUCUUGAAGAGAGCGCAGUAGUUGUCGAUGCAAGCCGCAAUACCCAAAACAAUUUUUUUUUUCGCUUAGCGGUCCUCGAAAACAGAAGAGUUUACGUGCGUGCCGUGACACGACGGAAUCUCGGUCUUUUCGGAACGCCACCGAUCAAAACGAAGCGCGUCCUGAUCAAACAUACUGAUAGAGUCGCUAACUCCUCAAUAGCCCAAAAAAUGGUAUUUGAUUAGUGACAAGUGUAGUGACAGCAUUAAUAAUCGUUCAGAGUGAAUAGGCGAAGAUCCGCCCGUGAAGAUAUUGGGCGGAGAAGCGGGCGAAGAUUCUCGUUCGUUGAUAAUUUGUUUUGCUUUGGCUGUCUGGUUGGAAGAAGAUUAUUUUGGAGCCCACAACAGUACCCCAGCGCACCCAUAGCAGUAGUGCGUGUGUCAGCUUUCUGGACAGGGGGCGCGUGUUUGUGUGCACGCCUCUGUGCUGGUGUCGGCUACCGGGCUGUGGAAUUGCUGCAUCGCCUCUACAGAGAGCUUCCUGGACCCAACCGAGUUGGUACCCGCACGGAUUGCGAUAUCGCAUCUCAUGUCAACAUGUCCACCGUUCGCUCCACGCGAGGUGACCACAAUCGGCUCAUAAACGGUCAAAUCAAACCGUCACCUGGUGCUGGUGCGUGUACGAUACUAUCAAUGCUGACGACUAAUUGCGCCGGUUCCCAUUAGUCGCUUUGGACCGAACGAAUCCGCGUGUUUAAAAUCGAUAUCGUGGAUUGGACGAGUUCUGAACUGAGCUGAGUUCUAAACAUAUGGGAGUUCUAUGUGAAUUGUCUCACAUGGGAGAAUACUGAAUCCUAGCUAUGGAGCGCAGUCGAACUAUUUCCGAAGACUGAUGCAAUAACAAAGUGAAUUGAGUGGGGGAGGAAAAUUAAUAGAUUUUUCGUAGUGCGUAGUGAACUAAUAAUUGAGAGGGAAGUGUUGGGCAAACAUUAGGCACAAGUGAGAUCAAGAUGGAUAUGACUUCGGCAGCGGAAGCACGAAGCUGGUAUGACAAUCAGCGACUCGGUGGGUCUCCGGGAACGUCAGUGGCAGCCCUAGGGCAUCAAUCCGCUGCGGCCGCUGUCGAUCCCACAGAGAUGAACCCGUUCUAUCCCCUUGAGAAUGGUUCUCAUCGGCGGUAUUAUCCCAGCAGCUAUGGACCCCACGCAUCUCGGAUGGGCUCGUCGCACGUGGCGCCCCAGGUAUGCAGGCCACACUUCCACGGUCCACUGUCCUGGCUGAGCGAUCCCGCGAAACCGAUGGCGUCCAGCAGUGCAUGGGGAAGCCCGUUCGCAUGUCCCCAAGACCCUCAGGACAAGCUCAGUCAUGCGACCGGAAUGGUGGGCCAGGGAGCCGGCCAGAGCAGCAGUAGUCAGCAUCUGUUCUCCUUCCCGCCGACUCCACCGAAGGAUUCUACGCCUGAUUCAGUACAAACAGCACCCGCCGAGUAUCAAGCCACGAUCAAUGCCUUCAUGCACCAGGCUCAGGUCACAUCCAGUAGUAUCGCCCAGCAGGCAGCCGCUGCGGCUGUUCAUGACAGCUGUGCGCUAGAUGUGAAGCCCUGUUUGACGGGGAGCUCGCUAGGGCUGGGACUGGGCGGAGGAAUUGGAAGUUGUGGCGGCGGCAGCAGUAGUAGUAACGGAGGACUAGGUGGUGGUGGAGGAGGAGGUGGUGGGGGAGGAAGUUCCGGUGGAGGUAGCAGUGGACAAAACCAGCCAAAGCAACGGGAAGGUACGACCCUGAAUGCUACCAGUGCUAGUGGUGGUAGUAGUAACCAAACUCAUAGUGGUUCCAAUAGUGCUCUGUUCGAUACCUCCGGACAUGGAUUAUACGCCGGUGGAUACGAUACGGUCGGCUAUGGCUAUCAUCACCAGCAAAGUGGUUCGUUUCAACCAAACUCACGACCUUCGGUUAUGAAUAGUCCCCACAUGAAACCGCAGCGGGCGAAAGCGCGAACGAGUGCCGAGGGCCGGGAGUGCGUGAACUGUGGUGCAACGUCGACGCCCCUCUGGCGACGGGACGGUACCGGUCACUACCUGUGCAACGCCUGCGGACUCUACUACAAGAUGAACGGCCAAAAUCGGCCGCUGAUCAAACCCAAGCGAAGACUGGUUAGCUCACUACAAAGCGCCGCAAGGCGGGCGGGAACUUCGUGCGCUAACUGCAAAACUACAACCACGACACUCUGGCGGAGGAACCAAGGUGGCGAACCAGUUUGCAACGCCUGUGGCUUGUACUAUAAGCUGCACAAUGUAAAUCGACCGUUGACGAUGAAAAAGGAAGGCAUUCAAACGCGAAAUCGGAAGCUGUCAUCGAAGUCAAAAAAGAAGAAAGGAUUCACCGGGUCGUGUCUUCCUCUGGGUAAUCACCUGGGGGACCUGAUGAAACCGUUGGACCACAACAAGUCAUUCCCGGGAACUUUUCCCGGUUCGAUGGGCCAACACAGCCACCUGUCGGGAGGGUUGCAUCCGGCCCACACGCAUAUGCACGGCGGCUGGUACACCACCGGGAUGGGAGCUCUCGGGACGUCCGGCGGCCUGCAGGGUGGAUUCGGCGGUGCCGGGUCGCUUGGCGGUGGCGUUGUACCUCACACGCAGUCCUAUCACCUGGGUUUGAAUUCGAUGAGCUGGCGCUCGGAGUACACGUGAUGGAGUAGUAGCAACUUCAACACAAAUCUGUUCGAAUUUAGUACGUCUCCAAAGCUGCAGCAUCAGCACCAGCAACAGCUGCAGCAGCAACAUCCACAGCAUCACCACCAUCACCAUAGCGCACUGCUCGAUCAUCAGCAUCACUAUCAUCAUCACCAUCAUCACGUUUCUUCGCUGGGUAGCAGCGGUGACGGCAGCAGCAGCCAGGAUCUUGAGCUGCAGUGUCAGCAGCAACCAUUUCAAUCGUCCCAACUGCAUCAGCAUCCGCUGCAUCGAGUGGCAGGUCAAGUACAAAUCUAAAGUGGUACGUGGUGAAGCUCUUGACGCUUGUGGGCUGGUGCUCGAGGAGCGAGGCCAGGUGAAAGUCUAGCAACGCUUCCGUUUCCUCAUUGGAAGUGAAUUGAAUUACAUGAAAUUGAAGCUGGAAAUAUUUACACUCGAUGACUCUUCGUUGAUAAUUUAUUUUGUGUGAGCCUGUCGCAUCUGCAAACUUUUUCAGAAAAUAAAACGAGUAGUUUGGAUAUGUUCAACCAAUUUCAACGUUCACAACUUAAAUACAAGGUUUGUCAAUGAGGUGAUGAAACUGAUUUUCUGCAGACUGUUUUGCUACAGCAACAGCGUUUCGAGUUGCACGUGUCAAAGUUUGUGAUUGCGAAUUUAGUUUGAGAACUUUGGUGCGGCAAGUAGGUUUAAUCGACCCAGAGAUCAAAUGUCAAUGGCGAUGGCACUCACAUAUCGAAAUCGCGAAUCAGCUGCAAAGGAGACAUCCAGAGGUACUUCGGAGGAUGAUGGCUGCAUUCAAAACGAGUCUUCUUCAUAGGUAAUCACACUUUAGAUGACAACUGUUUUUCUAAAUAAACGUCUAAUUUAGACUUGUCGACAGAUAAUCGUAAUAUUAGAAAUAUUUUCAUGUUGUGAAAUUUAAUUAAUGAAAGCAUUCCAAUACAGGGUGAUUGAUUUGAAGUGUUAACAAUGUUGUGUCGAUUCUUCCGUCGCAUGGGGUCGUUUUUGACGAAAAUAGCUGACCCGGCAAACUUUGUCCCGCCCAAAAUGUAUUUUUCUUACUAAGCGAUCGUUCAUGGGUCUAAUCGCCGAACUGUUCAUUGAUUGAUCUUCUAAUUGACCAUUUACAAUUUUCUAUUAAGUUCGUACAUCCUUCAGCUAAAACUCGUCAUUAUAAUAUAACAUUAUUUUCAGAUACAGUUGUCGCUCGAUAUUCUUCAAUCACUUCCAAAUAACGUAUGUUUCUCCGUUACAUGAAAUACAUGUUUGAUACAGGAAACAUAAUAAAAGAAAGAUAGCUUAAAUCGGACGAUUCCUUUUACGAGUUUUGCGCUUACAUUUGGCGAUCUUUUUUUUUUCUUUAUGUAUACAGCCAUUCUAUGCCAAACCGAUAUAGCGGUUCUCAAAUUUUCGUCAAAAGUGGUAGUUUUGUUCUUUAUCGCAAAUUAUGAGACCCGUAUUUUUAAAUUUUUUUGUUAGGGUGACCAUUUCCAUUUAAGGGUGGUUCAAAAAAAACAUUUUUUCGCAGUUUUGCCAAAAAUGACUUUUUCCGAAAAUUUAUAACUUUUGAACUACUUGACCGAUUGAUUUUGAAAAAAUACAAUACCUGCAGAAAAUUUGAAUUCUGCUGUCGUUAUUAUUGAUUGUAUUCGUUUUUUAUUGUUUUCAUAACCUUGGGACCAAAGGCGUUAUAAUUUUCCAUAUUUUUUCUGGAAAGCUGAGGAUUUUUCACACAACAUAUCUCGAAACCAGGGAAGCGUUUUUUUCGUUUUUGGGUUAUAAUUUUAGUCGAUGUUAGUCGAUGGUCCAAAAAAAAUUUUUUUUCUCAUUUUUUCUACUACAAAAAAUCAUAACUUUUGAUCUAGAAACGUUUCGUGCCCCCUAAAAUUUUCACAUGCCAAAUUUGGCUCUAUUUGCUUGAUUAGUUUCUGAGUUAUGCAGAAAUUUGUGUUUCAUUUGUAUGACAGCCCACCCUUAGAGAGCGGGAGGAGUGUCUAACCACCAUAGAAACAUUUAUUGCAUCCUACAACCUCCACAUGCCAAACUUGGUUUCGUUUGCUUGAUUAGUUCUCGUGUAAUUCAGAAAUUUGUGUUUCAUUUGUAUGGCCGCCCCCCCUUUAGAGAGGGGGGGAGAGUCUAACCAUCAUAGAAACAUUUAUUGCACCCUAAAACCACCAUAUGCCGAAUUUGGUUUCAUUCGCUUGAUUAAUUCUCGAGUAAUGCAUAAAUUUGUGUUUCUUUUGUAUGGCAGUCACCUACCCCCCCUUUCACCCCCCCCCCUCCCCUCUUAGAGAAGAGGGAGGGGUAUCUAACCACCGUAAAAACAUGUAUUGCACCCUAAAACCUUCACAUGCAAAAUUUGGUUUCAUUUGCUUGAUUAAUUCUUGAGUAAUGCAGAAAUUUGCGUUUCAUUUGUAUGGCAGCCCCCCUUAGAGAGGGGGGUGGAGAGUCUAACCACCAUAGAAACAUUUUUUGCACCCUUAAACCUCAAUAGGCCUAAUUUGGUUUCAUUUGCUUGAAUAAUUCUCGAGUAAUGCAGAAAUUUGUGUUUAAUUUGUUUGGCAGCCCCCCCUUAGAGAGGGGGGAGCGGUCUCAAACUAUCACGAAAACUACCAUAGAAAAUACGUUUCCCCCCCCCCCCUAAAACCUCCGCUUUCCAAAUGUGGUUCGAUUUGAUUGAGUAGCUCUCGAGUUACGCAGAAAUUUGUGUUUGUCAUAUGUAUGGGGAAGGUAGAGAGGGGGGGAUCUCGAAUCAUCAUAGAAACCUUCCCCGGCCCCAAAAACCCAUCUAUACAAACAUUCCCAAGUCCAUAAGCAUCAGCCAAAAAGACAGACAGACAGAAAUCCAUUUUUAUAUGUAGGGUAACAAGGGGUGAUUUGGUCAUAUGGGGUGAUUUGGACCACUCCUUUAUCUCAAAAAUUACGGCUCAACUUGGAUUUUUUAUAAUGUCAUUUCCUUCUAUUGUUGAACCGUAUGUACCUCAAGUAAAAAACCUUUGGUAAAACUUCACAAGUAGAGGGAAACGGUUGCAUAAACACAGCAAGCACUUUGAUCGUCAAAAAAUGUGAGUUUUCCGAUAGUAGUUUUAAGGUUUUUCCCGUUUAUUAAACAAAAUUUUCAUGUAUUGUGCAGUACAGUUCUGUUCGCCUACAGAAGAGGAACAAUUUGAUGUAGCGAAACUGUAAGUUUGAUAAAAAUAAAUGAAAUUAAUAGCAUUUUAAUUUUUGCGUGUUGUGUGGGGUGACAUGAACACGUUUCUGCGGGGUGAAUUGGUCCUACAGGUUGGAGACUUUUCUUUGGUCUAAUUGAUUCCAGAUGCCGCUGAAUUACAAAAAGAGGAUGGACAGACAACGUUGGAAGAAGGAGGAGCUUGAAAGAGCAACGCAGGCCAUCAAGAACGGAUUUUUUUUUGACCAAGCAUCGACAGUGUUUGAAAAUGCUCGAACACAGUGAAAAGAUCCAUGCAGAAUUCGAGAUGGUGUCAAUCCUUUUCUGUUCUGGAAUCUGGCCAAGACACCUGGUGUCGAUCUCAAAACAUUGUUCUGAUUGUAACAUUAUCCGGUCCAAAUCACCCCGCAUCAAAUUUUAAUGUUCAAAAAACAUCUCUUUUAUUUUAUGAUAUAUUUGGCAGAUUUAAGCUUUAUAUAAUGAUUAAACAUUAUGUAUCGAAAGAAAACAAGUGUAGCUCAGUAUACAAUGUGACAUUUUUUAUUUGGACCGUAUUGGUUUGGAAUUAAACAGCCGAAAGACGUCAGGAGGAGGCGUUGCUAUCGCAGUUCGCCGAAACUGGAAGGCGCUGAUGCUCGACAACAAUAACUGGACUGGUGUGGAACAAGUCUGGAUUUCCCUGGCAUUAUGUGACCGUGAGCUGUACCUUUAUGCCGUCUUCAUUCCUCCGGACCGUAUUCGAGACACAGCCCUGAUUGAAGAGCAUUCCCAUGCAGUAUCCUCAGUACUAUCGAGCAUUUCCACUUGCGACGAAAUUGUUAUCCUCGGCGAUUUAAAUCUACCUGGAAUCAAAUGGCGUCCACUUGGCGAUGGUUUUCUGUACGCUGAUCCAUCGCUAACGACCCAUCCCGCCAUCAUCUCUAAUUUGCUUGAUACGUAUAGCGCAGCCACACUUCGUCAAAUUAAUAACAUCGAAAAUGAGAACGGUCGCAUGUUGGACCUCUGUUUCGUUUCACAACAUGAUCAUGCCCCAGUCAUAUCCGGGGCUCCCGCGCCACUUGUGAAACACGUCCUUCAUCAUCCUCCUGCUGCUGCUGUUUAUCCCUCAUCAUCCUCCUCUGUUGCUAUCCCUUAACACGAAGACACUCACUACUUUCGAAUCAACUACUGUUCCCGUCAACUAUAAUUUCUUCAAAGCUGACAUCGUAAGCAUGUGUGCAGUAUUAUCGAGUGUUGAUUGGAAUACUGUUCUUGACAAGGAUGAUAUUGACCUCACAGUGCAGACAUAUUCACAUAUUCUCGGUUAUGUGAUCGACAGGUAUGUUCCGAAACAGUAUUCUCCCGAUAAUCGAGUUCCGUGGAUGACAAAUGAGCUUAGAAAAAUGAAGACCUUAAAGAAGGAAGCACUCAGUCAGUAUACCAGGGCUAGAACACGUCGCUCGGCGAAUCACGUUGUGUUAUCGCUUAGAGAACACUACCGUAGACUGAACCAAAUUUAUAAGUUAAAAAGAAGACGCAGCUUUAUCAAACAUCAGACUCGCAUCCAGCAAAAGCUGAAAUCAAACCCGAAAGCCUUCUGGAAAUAUGUCAACGAUCAACGAAAGGAAAGCGACAUGCCCUCAUCAAUGUUCUACAAAGAUGAAGUUGCGACUGAUACUGAAGAGAUUCGACGACUUUUCGCACUUUCGCAAAUUCUCGGGAAUGUUUGAUAAUGCCACGCUAUCACCCGAAGAAGUAUCGACAGCCGCCAGAAAUGUUCCGGUUAAUGAGAUUUUGUUGAGCCGAAUUCUCGUAAACGAUGAGUCUAUCCUCAAGUCUGUGGCCAAAUUGAAUUCAUCAAUGUCAGCGGGCCCCGAUGGGAUACCCUCAUUCAUACUAAAGAAGUGUGCCCAACCGCUGCUCGCCCCGCUCCGCCACUUGUUUGGCCUUUCGUUGUCUAGUGGAAAAUUCCCGAUCCUUUGAAAAACUGCGUAUAUGUUCCCGGUACACAAGAAAGGAGACAAAUAGAAUAUUGACAACUACAAGGGAAUUUCCAGCCUAUGCUCCACGUCAAAAAUGUUUGAACUCGUAGUCCUGCCGUCUAUGUUGUUCCAUUUUAAGGAACUAAUCAGCAACGAUCAGCAUGGAUGCAUGCCCGGACGCUCAACAACAACGAACCUGCUUGUCUUCACAUCACAUGUCAUCGAUGGCUUCUCGGAGGGAUGCCAGACUGACGCCAUCUAUACCGACUUGACAGCUGGCAUCGACAAGCUGAACCACGCAAUCGCAGUGGCCAAGCUGGAACGCAUGGGAGUCUGCGGUAGUCUGCUGCAAUGGUUCCAAUCUUACCUGACUGGCAGAACAAACUGCGUGAAGAUUGGUGAUCGUCUAUCCUCAUGUAUUGCAUCGUUUUCCGGAAUACCACAGGGCAGCCAUCUCGGUCCACUUGUUUUUUUAUGUCACUUCAACGAUUGCAAUAAUCUACUAGAGAGUCCCCGAUUACUUUACGCUGAUGACAUGAAAAUCUUCUGCCACAUCAGAUCGAUUGACGAUGCCAUGUUCCUCCAAAGGCAACUGGACUUCUUUGCAGCUUGGUGUGAAACGAAUAGGAUGGUACUGAAUCCCAAUAAAUGCUCAGUCGUGUCGUUUGCAAGAAAACGGAAUCCUAUCUCCUCCGAUUACCGGCUGUCAAACGUGGUUCUACCUCGCGUGAAGUGCGUUAACGACCUUGGUGUGCUCCUGGAUGCAAAACUUACAUACAAGGAUCACAUCGCAUAUAUUGUCAACAAGGCAUCUAGAGAACUUGGUUUUAUCUUUCGAACGACGAAAUCAUUUACAGACAUUUACUGUCUGAAGGCUGUUUAUUGUCGUUCGCUACAUACUGGAGUAUUGCUCUGCCGUCUGGAACCCGUACUACCAGAACAGUGUGUACCGCAUUGAAAACGUGCAACGACCGUUUUCCGUUUCGCUUUGCGUCUACUGCCGUGGCGAGAUCCGUAUAGCCUUCCCAGCUAUGAAAGCCGCUGUCAGCUAAUCAAUUUAGACACUCGGACACUCGGGCGUCGGAACACUGCCCGAGCCAUGGUGAUAUCUGACGUUUUAACCUCACGAAUCGACUGUCCUGCCAUUCCCCAAAGGAUCAAUCUUCUGGCUCGGCCAAGGCAGCUUCGGAAUGCUGCACUUCUCUGGUUUCCCACCCGGCGAACUAACUACGGUGCUUACGGUGCUGUUACAGGUCUGCUGCGCAUUUUCAACCGUGUAGUCUCUAUGUUUGACUUUAACCUGUCCCGUAUUUGUAUUAGGCGUAAAUUUUUAAUGUUUUUAGACCUUGACUUUGGACAACUUACUAGGCAAUGCAAAUUUUUAAUGUAAUUUUGUAAUUUAAUGCAAUAUUUAUGUAAAGUUAAUUUAGAUACUAAGACUACCAUUGGGGUUUCUAGUCUGUUGGUAAUAAAUAAACAAAUAAAUAAAUAAAAAAAAUAUUAGGCGAUUUGCUUAGGUGGUCCAAAUUCCCCCCCCUUUUCCCCUACACUGUUUGACACUAAACUAAAUUGGCACAAUAGUAACUAUCAGUCACAUUAAUUCAACAUGCAAAAAAUGUCAUGGUUUUGGCACAAUAGUGAAUGUAAAGAAAAAGUCUCCGGAUAAAAAAUUCAGAAGCAUCACUGUAUCUCGUUGUCCAAUUGUUGAUUUAAACAAGUAAGGUGUCGAGACCACAGGUAUGGCCAAACACUCGAAGAAACUCCAUUCAGCUCCGUUCAUACCUGACCUUCACAACUGGGUUAAACCCAAAUAGCCUUGCGUUUGCAAAUCGGUAUUGCUCGUAAACCUUGGUGCGAUGCAUUCAAACCAUUUAUAACCAUCGCCAAAAUAGAUAAAUUCUCACCCAAAACUGGGCGGCAAAAUGAUAAAUGGAGACACCGUCACUAUGUGUGUGUGUGUGCAAAAGCAGGCUCGCACAAAGUAGCUAAACACCUUUCCGUCCUAAACUUGAACCUCAGCACCCUCAACACCGCGCACCACGACCACGAUCCGCAAUCUCCGUCGACCGGUUCCUGGACCGGACGCGGCGGAGCGGCACAACAACCGGCGGAGAUGGGGCGUCGUUACAAGCGAUGCUUGAUAAUUUAUGAGCUAAUCCGAUAGAUAGCAAUCGCUAUAAUAAACACCCGCGGAUAAUGAAACCGACAUUGAAUGAUCGAAUUUAUCAUGACAAAACACAACGUUGGGGACACGGGGAAUGAAGAUGAUGUAUUGGAAAUAGCAAAAGCCCGCGUCAAAUCAUUCGAACAUUUUGUGAAAGUGUGUGCGGGUGUAUUUUUUUUUGUUUAAUAUAUUUUCAAUGUAAAUAAGCAUGCUAGGGUCAGACGAGAUUCGUCGAAUGAAUGAAAUUUUCCGCGUAGACUUGAACGCAAAAUUGUGAUGAAACCAUAGUAGAAUUUGGAACAGCAUGAUUUCAGUCCAGUUGACACAUGAAUUGAACGCGAGCAAAGAAUGUGCAAUGUUUUCUUGUAAUAUUUUAAUUUUCUAAGCUAAGAUUUGUUGAUAUUGUGGAUUAUGAACACACGAACAAUGGUGAAUUGGCUAGCGAUGUAAGAGAAAACUUCCUGUUUUUGGGAGCAAACACUUUUAUACACUUCAGUAUUGUAUCGCAGUUUUUGCUCAGUUUGAAAAACAGUGGAGAUAAAAAACUGAUGCCAUAUAAAUAAGUAGACUGCAAAAAGAAUUGAAUGUUUUAUAUCCACACACCAAUAAAAGAGCGACCACUAACAAUUUUCGGCUAGCGAAAGGCAAAAUUACCAGCAGAACAAGUAAUUUACAUAUGGAAAUUCAACACAGGCGAAAAAAAACAAGAAAUCCAUUUCUGAACGCAAGAGGGUUUUUUUCUAGGGCAAAUUGAUGUAAAUAUUAGUUUCUAAGAAACAAUAACUGAUGUAAAGUAACUCGAUGAUAAGUGAAACAUCUGCAUGUGAAGAAUUAACAUCGCCGCGAAGGAGGGGAGCGUGGAAAUUGCGAAGCAAAAAGUUAAUGAUCGGUUCGUUGACUUUGCCCCGCUCUGUCGACAGCGAGGCGAAAAUUAAAGCAAAAGGCAACACUUUUGCAACAGCAGAAAAAAAAACACUGGCUGAAAGUAUUAUAAACCCAAAUGAAGGUAUCAUUUAAACGUCUUGAUGUGUUGAUGAUAUAGUAUUACUAUACAUUGUAAUAAAAUUACUACCGUAUAAGGUUGCAACCCAGAACAGAAGUCUAUAUAUAUAUUAUAAAUGUGUAAAUUAUGACUAACUGUAAGAGUCAAGAAAACAGAACCCGGAACACUAUAAAGUAUUGUAAUUACAUUGUACCACUGUGAGCGGAAAAAAAUAACACUUGUGAAAAAAAAACAAUGAUUAAAAUA
Molecule: messenger RNA, 11472 nt
Organism: Toxorhynchites rutilus septentrionalis
Lineage: Eukaryota; Metazoa; Arthropoda; Insecta; Diptera; Culicidae
Gene: grn
Product: GATA-binding factor C
Exons: 8
Coding region: 1250-2926 (558 amino acids)
Biological process (GO): negative regulation of transcription by RNA polymerase II; positive regulation of transcription by RNA polymerase II; cell fate commitment
Cellular component (GO): nucleus
Molecular function (GO): zinc ion binding; RNA polymerase II cis-regulatory region sequence-specific DNA binding; DNA-binding transcription factor activity, RNA polymerase II-specific
Source: RefSeq, a predicted model, not a curated record